AUGAAGCAGCGCAAGUUUUCCUUCAACCUGGCGCCAGUCAAGAUUGCCUCCAAGUCAGACCUCGUCGAUAAACCCACGCCAGAACCAACCCCCUCACAGCCUCCAUCGUCACACAAGAGGCAUACCUCCAAAGACAGCAUAUGCGAUUCAUCGCCCUGGAUCAACCGCCGUGUCCUGGAUGAACAUACCGAACUAGAAUUGCGCUUAGCAUGUCGGCACAUCCUGCAGAACUUCAAGCCGUCGGAUCAUGGCAUGGAGAACACAGACCCCAAGCUCGACUUUGGUGGGCUUGGUCGACCACGCAAAGAGACAAAACCACAGGCCGCUGAGGUUAGUGUCCGCAUGCCCACUGGCGCGCCCCCAGAGUUGUCGUCGACAUCGACUUCUUUCAUGAUGCGGAAGCCCAGCACCAGGACCCGGACACGAGCAAAGGCGGAUCAGGAGAUAAGAGCAAGGACAUACGGAGACAUGCCUGCGCGCACGAAUAGCAGUCGUAAGCGAGCUGACUUCGGAUGGCUUGACGAGCGCGACGCAGAGAGAGAAGAGAAAUUGAGGACAUAUGGCAAGACUUCCAUCGACGUACCGCGGCCGGCCGUCUUCCGCAAUGACUCGGACGAAGACGUAACUCUUCCCGUAGCCGUCACAUCAACCCUCGCCAACGCCAAGAUGUCGUCGUCAGUACCCAACUCAGCAUCUCUACCCAAUCACAGGAGUAUGAACAGGUUAUCUCACCAAUCCGACAGCCCUGCUGCAGUGGCGGACGCACAAGCUGCAGAGUGGAUGCGUUCAGAACUCGAGAAGAAGCGGCAGCAAGAAGCGUCAGAAGGCCGGGGCCGAUCCAACACUUCGGUCCGACCACCCAGUCGUGCUGCGAGCAUCAAGGAGAGUGUCAAAGAAUACGUCUUCCCCGGCUCUCGUAGUCGGGCCCUGAGCCGCGCGCAAUCCAAGGACUCACUUCGUCCGACAGCCGACAACGACGACCAAGGUCUGUCACGCAGUGACUCAAAAUCAGGAUGGCGUAGCUGGGGCGUUGCCCGCAAGUUGAGUUCAAGAAGCAACAGCAGACCAGGAACUUCCAAGGGACAACCGGACGAGGCACAACCAAGGAAGUCAGAGUCCAAUGGCAUCAACUUGAACAGAGAGCUACCGCCAUUACCGAGCCUAGACACCUGGAAGGAUUUCCAAGAGCCCUCAGAAGAGAGAGUAGCACCACCGAAAUCGCCCAUGUCUCCCACUGCUGGAACACACAUUGCAAGUCUAAUGCGUCCACAAGAACAGCACCAAGAGCGUUCGCCUUCUGCGAAGAACCACAGGAGGAGUGGAUCCGAUACUUUAGCCAUGCAAUUCAAUGACGCUUUCCCUGUCCGAAAGUCCUCCCGUAAGCAGGAGACCAAGGCCAUCCCUCAGCCUAUACGAACAGGCCCAGGCAGUCCGACAAACGCCGAGGCCACGAUGACUGGCUGGUCUUCCACUAGCAACCUCGACCAACGUCUCGAAGUAGCCUCUAGCAACCACACUCGCCAACGAAGUGGAGACAGCGGCUCGGCCUCGAAUGGCAACAAGAGCGCCGACGCGUCUACUUUCUCUCGUAAGAUGAGUGUGGACACUACCGCGCGCAAAACCCUCUCGAACGAGCCCAAGACUCCAGGUCGAGAAGAGCAAAAGUCGAAACUGAAGAAGAUCUUCAGUGGUUGGAUGCACAAAAAAGACAAGAAAGAGGAUUGGAUGCACAAGAUGGAGAAGGAUGGUGUCAAGGAAGGUGUUUUGGUGCAAGAAGGCAGUACAAGUGCGUCGCCUGUGGUGCGAUACUAA
Alternaria atra is the source of this 1812-nucleotide messenger RNA. RefSeq lists its product as uncharacterized. The transcript is spliced from 2 exons. Bases 1 to 1812 code for a protein of 603 amino acids. The record is from RefSeq and is a predicted model, not a curated record. NCBI's taxonomy places the organism in Eukaryota, Fungi, Ascomycota, Dothideomycetes, Pleosporales, Pleosporaceae.